AUGUCGGGACCCAACUGGCAAGAAGAGGCAAUGCGCCGCCUACGACAGAUGCAACAAACCCGCGGCAGACCCGGUAUGGGAGGAGGUCCUCCCAACAUCCCCAAGGGCACACCCUUCCUUGCCGCUGGAGCAUUUCUGCUGUUAGGAGGCGGCUACGUCCUUUCCAACUCCCUUUUCAACGUGGACGGUGGUCACCGCGCCAUCAAGUACAGGAGGGUUAGUGGUGUUAGCAAAGAGAUCUAUAGCGAAGGAACACACAUCAAUAUCCCCUGGUUCGAGACCCCGAUUGUCUACGAUGUCCGAGCCAAGCCGCGCAACGUCGCUUCCUUGACCGGCACCAAGGAUCUGCAGAUGGUCAACAUCACCUGCCGUGUCCUGUCAAGACCUCAAGUCGAUGCUUUGCCGCAAAUCUACCGAACCCUCGGAACAGACUACGACGAACGAGUCCUGCCCUCGAUUGUCAACGAAGUCUUGAAGAGCGUGGUCGCACAGUUCAAUGCCAGCCAGCUUAUUACCCAGCGAGAUAUGGUGGCCAGGCUGGUUCGCGAGAACCUGUCCAGGCGAGCUGCUAGAUUCAACAUCACUCUUGAUGAUGUUUCUCUUACGCACCUUGCCUUUUCACCCGAAUUCACUGCUGCCGUUGAGGCUAAGCAGGUUGCCCAGCAAGAGGCCCAGAGGGCAGCCUUCAUCGUUGACAAGGCUCGCCAGGAGAAGCAAGCCAUGGUCGUCAAGGCCCAGGGUGAAGCCCGCUCAGCCGAGCUGAUUGGUGAUGCCGUCAAGAAGAACAAGGCCUACGUGGAGCUCAAGAAGAUUGAGAAUGCCCGCCUCAUUGCCACACAACUGCAAGAGGCAGGUUCCAAGAACAGACUUCUCCUAGAUUCCGAGGGCUUGGGCUUGAACGUGUUUGAAAGCGGAAAGGAAUAA
Molecule: messenger RNA, 924 nt
Organism: Clonostachys rhizophaga
Lineage: Eukaryota; Fungi; Ascomycota; Sordariomycetes; Hypocreales; Bionectriaceae
Source: the annotation of a GenBank genome assembly